AUGCGUUAUUCGAGCAUUACACGAGCAAUGCUGGCUGCAUGGUGGCGUUUGAUUCGCACAUCUGACCAGAAUUUCCGAGAGAAAAUCCUGGCCCGUCUGUUGCAAGCAUCGAAGAAUUUCUUGAAGAUGAGUACCUCUUUCAGCUCAAACGUGAGCGCUACAGCAACGGCACUAGAAACAUUGGAAAAAUUGAAAGAUUUGUAUUGCGAUAUUGCACAGGUCCCGGUGCCGGAGAGUGCUCGCCUGGUGUAUCACAAAGCAAAUCAUAUUCAAAUCGCUUCAAUAUGGUCAAAUCGCGCUGUGCAGUUGAAGAAGAUUGUAAAAAUGCAACGCAUAAGUACAGUGGUACCAAAAGCCGGUGAACCAAACAUAUUGGAGCGCAUUUCCACAGUAUCUCUGCCAUUUGCUAGCACUGAGUAA
Molecule: messenger RNA, 420 nt
Organism: Gongylonema pulchrum
Lineage: Eukaryota; Metazoa; Nematoda; Chromadorea; Rhabditida; Gongylonematidae
Source: the annotation of a GenBank genome assembly